GCAACAACAUAAUUCCGGCCAUCGAACAAACAAGUGUGGCUCAACCGUGAACUCCUUUCUUUCCCUCUCCCUGCUCUGGGAGCCAUCCACCCCUGAGAUCCUUUUGUUCGAGGGAAACGAAAAGGACCAUGCCCGACCAGCCGCGGCGUAUCAUCCUAGAAAAGUCACGGACUGUCCGUCGGCGGUACCAACGGUCCAACAAGCGAUUCACCUUCACUGCGUCACAGCUCAGACGGAUCGAGCGCGAAGAGGAGCUAGAGAACCGAGCGAAGAAGCUGCGAGAGAAGGAAAAUCGGCGGUUAGAGAAUAAGAAGAAAAGGGCCGAGAAGGAUGCCAAAGCGCGCGAAGAGCGAAAGAAACUGGGCCUGCCCGAUCCCGAAGCCCUCCGUGUACCAUCCAGCCAGCCUCUGCUCUCGAAAUUCCUCGCCCGACCGAAAGCCGCAUCGCCGCAGGUAGAUGAAUCAAACGAGGAAACCGUGGAUUUGGACUCAGGGUCCGAGACCGAAAAGGAGGACUAUUGCAGUACAGAGGAGGAAGGGGAAGGGGAAGCAGAUAAAGAAGCAGGCCCUGCCGCAUAUUUUGGUCUUGAACCCAACGAUCCAGCGAAGGAUGCCGAGGGUGAUAAUAGCGACCUUGAGUUUUCACAAUGCUCAAUCUUCGAUAAUGAAAUUUUACUUGUCGAUGAGGCUACAGUGCUGGGCGAUCUAGACACCGCGAAGGGUACAAGACCGGUCAAGCUGCCAGAGUAUCCUGCACGGAAACCUGCCUCGGCGCUCAAUAGUUCUUUCCGUGACGAUACUGCCCUUUUGAUCGAACAAAUGGACGACUACGAAGAGUUCGAUGUUGAGGAAGACUUCGAGCAAGAGCUCCUGAAGAUCUCGACCCAGGCGACUUGAUGCGAUGCGAACAAUUAAGCCAUACAUAAUCCUGGGGGGCCCUAGUAUAUACUGCCCGCUCGACCCCUCUGCUUUCGCCUACCUCAACGACAGUCCCCAACAGUCGGGUUCGAGAGAGUGUCGAUUAACGUGUCAGUGACUGCAUAAAGACAAGGCCACAAGAUGUUCGUUCGACUGCAUCUCAACGGCAGUCUCCACGGCAGUUUCUGUCUUGACCGAGAGAUUUGAUAGC
Messenger RNA from Penicilliopsis zonata CBS 506.65, 1128 nucleotides. RefSeq lists its product as hypothetical. The transcript has a single exon. The record is from RefSeq and is a predicted model, not a curated record. NCBI's taxonomy places the organism in Eukaryota, Fungi, Ascomycota, Eurotiomycetes, Eurotiales, Aspergillaceae. Bases 129 to 896 code for a protein of 255 amino acids.